AUGUCCGGAAUCGAGAAUAAUGAUGACGAUGAUGAAAAUGGAGAUGUCUGGUGCUUAAGGCAACCCGUAACCCCCCGAACUCCAUCCAGUGGGCGUUUGGAACCUCCCACGGAAGUAGAUACUAACCGACAAAAUGGGGUCCCACAAAAUGAGUUGUUGGGUGCACAAGAUGCUCGUGUUGACUCACGUCCACACGGCGAGGGUAGUUCUGCCACUCGAUCUUUUUCUGUUUUGGCGAGCUUUAGGGAUACGCUUUCGUCUGUUUUUCACUCUCCUACUGUCACCUCAAAUUCCGACCCCAGUCUUGCUUGUCGAGUGAUUUUGUUAGAUGGUCGAGUGCUACCCUUUGGUCUCAAGCCGAACGCAGUCGGUCGGGAUCUAUUCAGCAAAGUGACAUCUUACCUAGCGUUGGAACAAGACGAUUUUUUUGGACUGACCUAUUCUCUCGCGGAUAAUCGACUCACAGAACCGGAUAAGGACCGCACAACUGGGGUUAUCAACGGAACCGCAAAUUCCCCAGGUACUUCUGCGCCCGGUGAUUCUCAAGCCCCGUGGUCGACAUCAGUCCGACCACUCUCCACCACUUUACUUGAUUCCGUACCCGAUCCCACUUCAAUUAGUCGGAGUUCACGUAGACGUCAUACACGCACCAUGAGUCAAUCUUUGCGAUUUGGCGAGCUAUGGAAACGUAAUCAUACGUAUAUGGAUGAUGUGCUGUUCUGGUUAGACCUGGAAAAGCGUAUCUCAGAGCAGUGCAAAGGACCUUCGUAUGUCUUUCAUUUCCAAGUUAAAUAUUAUUUGUCUCAUCCGGAUCGAGAUAUCUAUUGCUCCGAAGCACGGCGUCAAUAUUGCCUACAAUUGAGGCAACAUUUGUUGACCGGACGACUUCCAUGUUCUUUCAAUACACACAUUCUAUUGGGUGCUUACAUUUCACAAUUCGUCCUGGGCGAUGCACAUCCUCGACACUCGGGACUGAACGACAGUACCGGUGCUUCGAUACGAUCCUCUUUCAGUUCCCGUCGUGGUUCACGCGCGCUUUCAUUGUCCGAAGGACAGAGUCUUGGUUCGGAACGCGCGUGCAGUUUAGCUGAACCCGAACUGAGUGAUGUGGAUUGGGACGUGGCGAAUGAAAACGCUGACGGCGGUAAAUCUGGUGAAAUCGCCUGGAUCCCACAAUUACCAUCAUCACCGAUUGGUGAUGACACGGUUCGACUGAUUCGAUGCAAGUGCGCCACCCUGGCCAAUCCGGGCUGGGAGGGUGCGCGACCGUCCAUUGAUUGUUCACGCAGUGUUCGUUCGGAAUCAGCGCACUCUACCUAUUUGUCUGUUCUUCCGCAUUUGAAUAGACUCUCCCGGUCCUCCUCACGCGGGAGACCACGAGUGGGUAUUUCAGAUGGAGAUGAUGAUGUUGAUGCUAAUGGCGAUGUGAAUGGUGCUGGUUUUGAUCCGAGUGCAGCUCCGGAUAAUUGGUUUACUGCUCACCAAUUGUCCCCCGUCGAUUGGACCGAGUCCCCUGGGGCCAAUUGGCCUUACCCCAAUCCCACCGGGUACUAUUGUCCGGAAAUGCUGAAACGCAUUGCUCGGUUGCAUCGUCGAAUUCGGGGAACUCCUCGAUCUCGAGCUGAACGUCGAUUUCUUCGCGAAUCGAAAAAGUUAUCCAUGUACGGUGUCGAGCUGCAUCUUGUGAAGGUAUGA
Molecule: messenger RNA, 1695 nt
Organism: Echinostoma caproni
Lineage: Eukaryota; Metazoa; Platyhelminthes; Trematoda; Plagiorchiida; Echinostomatidae
Source: the annotation of a GenBank genome assembly